Xiphophorus hellerii (green swordtail) is the source of this 1725-nucleotide messenger RNA. RefSeq names its product serum amyloid A-like 1 (gene saal1). The transcript is spliced from 13 exons. Lineage: Eukaryota; Metazoa; Chordata; Actinopteri; Cyprinodontiformes; Poeciliidae. The record is from RefSeq and is a predicted model, not a curated record. Gene Ontology annotation, biological process: positive regulation of synoviocyte proliferation. The coding region runs from base 123 to 1532 and encodes 469 amino acids. Gene Ontology annotation, cellular component: nucleoplasm.
CGCAGCCAAUGUGACCAUCAUACAUGGAGGCUGUUUGAAAUUGAGCGGUGCUGCAAUUUAAAAUCUUCUAAAACUUUAAUGUAACGUUAAAUAACCAGAUCUCUUUGCUCAGAACGGUCCCCAUGGACAGCGGUGUUGAUGGUGCUGAGCCGGAAGAAAAUGAGAGAUCGUCACCUCCAGCCGGGCUCCAGUCUCCUCAUAUGGAUCGCAACCCGUCGCCACCCCCGGACCAAGCUGAUGGAGACGAGGGAGAAGAUCUGGAUGCCAUCGGAGACACCGUUUACAGCAAGCACUGGCUUUUCAGCACGCUGACUCGACUCAUUCAGAUGGUUACAGAGCAUUCAGAAGAGAACUCAGAAGAUCAGAUGCAGCUCUCUGACGAUGAGGAAGAAGAUCUUUGCAAAGUUUGGGAUAUGGCCAUGGAUAAGGACGUGGCGGGUUUCCUACAAGAAUUCAAAGCUGCUGAUAUCCUUCUUGGAGUCAUAGCCAAAUCUCGCUGCCCACGUCUUACAGAAAUUUGUGUAGGAAUCCUUGGGAAUAUUGCUUGUUUUCCGGACACAUGUGCGACUCUCAGCCAAAACGAGGAUUUGGGUGCUGUGCUGUUGCUUCUUCUGGGAGAUGCUGAUCCCCCAACCCUUCUAGAAACCAGCAGACUGCUAUUGACCUGUUUGUCUCAAAAAGACUUCUGUUCCCUGUGGCUUCAGCGAAUACAACAGCAGACAUCUGUGUGCUCCAGCCUCUGUUUCAUCAUGAGCAGUUCUAUUAACACUGAUCUGCUGGAGAAGGUGGGAGAGCUGAUCGACAAACUGUUUGACCUUGAUGAAGAAUUAAUGAAGUGCUGGAUCACAUCUCAGCCGAGUGAUGAGAAGGAGCGAGAUGGGGAUAUCAAUCUGGAUUUGAGCUUGUGUCUCCUUGAGGCAGCAAAGCAGCUCAGGUCUGAGAGUCCCAAUGGUCUGGAGGUUUAUCUUCACAUCUUCCAACUUCUCACCACUGUAGAGGAGGGCAUUCAGGUUUUUGCGGCACCUGAUGGACCUGGCAAACCACUGUGGGAGUUUGUUAGUGACGUUGUGUGCGAGGACCUCUGUCAGCCAAAUGAUCUUCCGGUUGUCCUGCAUGAGCAGAAAAGCAUUUUAAUUCAGGCGCUGUCUGUGCUGCAGGCUCUUUAUAGAUGCCAGAAUCUGUGGUGCAGCAGAAACGACACCAGUCUGUCUCUGAUUGGGUCAGUCUUUCGGGUGUGCCAGCAUCAAAGCGAGUCCAAAAGGGAAGAUUCCAACAAAGACGAAGCAAAUGAUGACCAGCUGCAGACUCUUGCAGAGAUUACCUCAGAGUUUCUAGCUGACAUUUGCCUUAAUAUUACAAAGGACACGGUAGCAGAUUUAAUAAAGAAUGACAACCUGACACAGAAAACCUGUCAAGCAGCUGCAGCCUGUUUGCUUCCCAAUUUUAAGACUUCUUUUCAGCACCUGCAGGCUGCGUUGUCAGAGGCUGAUCCUCAACUGGCAGACAUGAUGAGGACACAGUUUCCUGUCUGAGGCUCCUGCUGAUCAGUGUUAGCUCUCACUCAGUCUCCUGCUGCUUUUUAUAGCAGCUAGUCUUUCCUCUCCAAAUAUUUGUAUUUCCAUGCGAUAGACAUUAUCAUUAAUGGUAAACUUUAUCAUUUCUUUUGAUAACUUGAUCUAUGAUUUGCUUAUCUUGGCAAAAUUAAAGAUCUGUACGUGCUUUACA